AUGUUGUCAGAAAUGGGAUCAAAAAGCAGCUCUCUGACUGAGGAGACCAUAUAUAAUUUGAGUUGUUACAACCUGGAUUCCUUUGUUCUUGGGAAACCUGGUCUGGACAAGUUCCACAUCUGGAUUGGGGUUCACUUCUGUGUCAUCUAUCUGGAAGGCAUCGUGGGCAACUGCAUCCUCCUCUACCUCAUCGUGGUUGAACACAGCCACCAUGAGCCCAUGUUCUUCUUCCUGUCCAUGCUGGCCACCACAGACCUCGUCUUCUCCACUGCUACAGUGCCCAAACUACUUAGUAACCUCUGGCUUGGCUGCCAGGAAAUAACCUCUGCUUGCCUCACCCAGAUGUUCUUCCUCCACUUCAGCUUUGUGGUGGACUUAGCCAUCCUGUUGGCCAUGGCUUUUGAUCUCUAUGUGGCCAUCUGCCUCCCUUUGAGAUACACCACCGUCCUCACUCUGCUGAGGAUCAUCAAGAUGGUGGUGGGGAUUAUCGUGGGGAGCUUCUCGGUCACUGUAUCUGAUAUUUUUCUGCUGAAACGAUUGCCCUUUUGUGGGAUUCAAAUAAUCAUCCCACACACGUACUGUGAGCAUAUCGGGGUUGCUGGACUUUUCCUCUGCUGACACUCCAUCAACAGCUGGUAUGGAUUUUCAGUGCCUCUCAUGACUGUCAUCUCAGAUGUGAUUUUUAUUGCUGUUUCCUACACUUUCAUCCUCCGUGUGGUUUUUCAACUCUCAUCGCAGGGCGCCCUCCAACAGGCCCUCUGCACCUGUGGCUCCCACAUCUGCAUCCUCAUGUUUUACACCCCUGCAUUCAUCUCUGUUCUUGCUCAUUGCUUUGGGUACAGCGUCCCUUGUAAUGUACUCAUCCUAUUUGCCAACAUUUAUGUGGCCAUUCCUCCUGCUCUAAACCUGGUGGUUUAUGGAGUCAAAACCUAGCAAAUUCAGGACAGAUUUAUUCUCCUUUUCACUUUGAAGAAAAAACUCAAUGAGUGGGGAGGAGACGGUGGGAUAAUAUUGAUUGGGAAGCGCUUUAUAUAG
This is a messenger RNA of Condylura cristata (star-nosed mole), 1035 nucleotides long. RefSeq names its product olfactory receptor 52H1-like. Gene Ontology annotation, cellular component: membrane. Gene Ontology annotation, molecular function: olfactory receptor activity; G protein-coupled receptor activity. Lineage: Eukaryota; Metazoa; Chordata; Mammalia; Eulipotyphla; Talpidae. The record is from RefSeq and is a predicted model, not a curated record. Gene Ontology annotation, biological process: G protein-coupled receptor signaling pathway.